GUGGGGUAGCAAAAAUGGGUUAAAUGUACUAAGAAAAGUGCAUUUAGAAUUGUGGUCCAUGUGGUAGAUUUAUAAAAUUUUAAGUAUUUUUUUUCUGUGAGUAUUUCUUAACAUUUUUGAUGUUUUAAUUUGUUCUCAUCCUUUUUUUUUCUUUUUUUUUUCCCUACUCAGCUCUUGCCCCUGUUCUUUGCCUCUGGUUUUGUUGGUGAGGAUAUCACAGUGAUGUCUGCAUUCAACCUGCUGCAUUUGGUGACAAAGAGCCAGCCAGUGGCCCUGCGAGCCUGUGGGCUUCCCUCAGUUUUCCAUUAUGGGUAUCACCAGAGAUGUACUACUACAGAUGUCUGUUCACAUGGUCCAAAAGAAAAUAAAAGGUCAUGUAGGGAUAAAAAGGACUGUAAGGUGGUCUUUUCCCAGGAGGAGCUGAGGAAGCGGCUGACACCCCUGCAGUACCAUGUCACUCAGGAGAAGGGGACUGAAAGUGCCUUUGAGGGGGAGUACACACACCAUAAAGCUCAAGGAAUAUACAAAUGUGUUGUUUGUGGAACUCCUUUAUUCAAGUCAGAAACUAAGUUUGACUCAAAUUCAGGUUGGCCUUCCUUUUAUGAUGUGAUCAGUCCUGAUGCAAUUGCUUUCAAUGAUGAUUUUUCCUAUGGGAUGCAUCGGAUUGAAAUAUCCUGCAGUCAGUGUGGUGCUCACCUGGGGCAUAUUUUUGAUGAUGGACCUCGCCCAACUGGCAAACGGUACUGCACAAACUCUGCUUCUUUGUCUUUCAAGCCAACAGACAAGAACAACGCUGGAGAAGGCAGCAGUAAUGCCAGUCCUGCCCAAACAGGCAAAGCUGAGCUGUAG
Molecule: messenger RNA, 849 nt
Organism: Cinclus cinclus
Lineage: Eukaryota; Metazoa; Chordata; Aves; Passeriformes; Cinclidae
Gene: MSRB3
Product: methionine sulfoxide reductase B3
Exons: 7
Coding region: 223-849 (208 amino acids)
Biological process (GO): response to oxidative stress; protein repair
Cellular component (GO): cytoplasm
Molecular function (GO): peptide-methionine (R)-S-oxide reductase activity
Source: RefSeq, a predicted model, not a curated record